AUGUCGGGCAACUCUAAUAUGUUCAUGUACUCGCUGACGGUACUUCAACCAUCGGCCAUAACCCAAGCAAUCCUUGGAGCGUUCAGCGGAAAGAAGCAGCAGGAAAUAAUUGUUGCCCAAGGAUCUCGGUUAUCAUUAUUACGACCCGAUGCAGCGCAGGGAAAAGUACAUUCGGUUCUUACGAUUGAUGUGUUUGGGAUUAUUCGAUGUUUGGCGGCAUUCAGAUUAGCCGGUAGCUCAAAAGAUUAUGUGAUUGUCGGGUCCGAUUCUGGUCGUAUUACUAUUCUCGAGUACCAGCCACAAGUUAAUAAGUUCCACCGGCUACAUCUCGAGACUUUUGGAAAGUCUGGUGUUCGCCGUGUUAUUCCGGGACAAUUCCUUGCGUGCGAUCCAAAGGGGAGGGCGUGUCUUAUAUCUUCGGUAGAGAAGAAUAAACUCGUCUAUGUUCUCAAUCGCAAUGCUCAGGCGGAACUGACGAUAUCCAGUCCUUUAGAGGCACACAAACCCCAUUGUCUUGUGUUUGCACUUGUAGCCCUGGACGUCGGAUAUGAUAAUCCGGUGUUUGCAGCACUCGAAGUUGAUUACGGGGAGUCAGAUCAGGAUGCCACAGGAGUUGCGUAUGAGAACAUUGAGAAAAUGCUAGUCUACUACGAGCUGGAUUUAGGGCUCAAUCAUGUGGUACGAAAGUGGUCAGAUACUGUGGACCGAUCUGCCAAUAUUCUUUUCCAGGUACCAGGUGGCACAGAUGGGCCUUCGGGUGUUUUAGUAUGUGCAGAGGAUAGUAUAUACUACCGUCAUAUGGGGAGAUCGACCCAUAGAGUGCCUAUACCUAGGCGUCGGGGAGCAUGCGAAGACCCUAAUAGAAGAAGAACUAUUAUUUCAGGUGUCAUGCAUAAGAUGAGGGGUGCAUUCUUUUUUCUGUUACAAACAGAAGAUGGUGAUUUACUCAAAGUAACAUUGGAUUAUGAUGAUGAAUCCGGUGUCUCGCGAAUAAAGGUGAAAUACUUUGAUACUGUUCCUAUUGCUUCGAGCCUGUGCAUCUUGAAGAGCGGGUUCUUGUUUGUGGCCUCGGAAGGAGGCAACCAUCAUUUUUACCAAUUCGAAAAGCUGGGGGACGAUGAUGAGGAGAUUGAGUUCUCAAGUGAUAAUUUCUCACCGGAUCCACUGGAUAGAACUGUACCUAUAUAUUUCCACCCACGCGCACCAGAGAACUUAUCCCUCGUCGAGGCCAUCGAUAGCAUGAAUCCUUUGGUCGACUGCAAAAUUGCCAAUUUGACUGACGAUGAUGCGCCCCAAAUAUAUACUGUUUGUGGGUCUGGCCCACGAUCUACUUUCCGGACCUUGAAGCAUGGCCUUGAAACUACAGAGAUUGUCUCAUCCGAACUACCUGGUGUGCCUAGCGCUGUGUGGACCACAAAACUUACAAACGGCGACGAGUUCGAUGCCUACAUUGUCUUAUCAUUCACCAAUGGGACACUGGUGCUCAGUAUCGGGGAGACAGUGGAGGAGGUUACCGACACUGGCUUCUUAUCAUCCGCUCCAACACUCGCAGUUCAACAGUUGGGCGAGGAUGCGUUACUCCAAGUCCACCCCAAGGGAAUUCGCCACAUUAGGGCAGAUAGGAGAGUCAAUGAAUGGCCAGCACCUCAGCAUAGAUCAAUUGUCGCGGCUUCUACAAACUCCCGACAAGUUGCUGUGGCUCUAUCUAGCGGAGAGAUCGUGUAUUUCGAGAUGGACAGUGAUGGACAGCUGGCAGAGUAUGAGGAGAAGAAAGAGAUGUCGGGGACAGUCACCUGUCUCUCACUCGGGGAGGUUCCAGAGGGGAGGGUGCGGAGUUCCUUUUUGGCGGUUGGCUGUGAUGAUGCCACCGUUCGAAUACUCUCACUAGAUCCUGAUUCCACUUUGGAAUCAAAAUCUGUUCAAGCCCUUACCUCUGCACCUUCGUCGUUAUGCAUCAUGUCUAUGCCUGACUCUGCGUCGGAAACAUCACGUUCCUUAACACUUUAUCUGCACAUUGGUCUUUAUAGUGGUGUAUAUCUCAGAACAGUACUCGAUACAGUAACUGGAGAAUUGACAGAUACUCGAACAAGGUUUUUGGGGCCCAAGCCAGUCAAGAUAUUCAAAGUUAUUGCGCAGGGGCUACCGUCAGUCCUCGCCCUGAGCAGUCGACCAUGGCUGGGAUAUAGUGAUGCAAGAGGUCAAUUCAUGCUUACACCUUUGACGUAUCCCAUGCUAGAAUGGGGUUGGACAUUCAGCAGUGAGCAGUGCCCGGAGGGAAUGGUAGGAAUUCAAGGGCAGAAUCUGAGAAUUUUUACCAUCGAGAAGCUCACAGACAAUCUCCAACAAGAGUCCAUCCCACUAUCAUACACCCCCCGAAAAAUGCUCAAGCAUCCUGAUCAACCUGUAUUCUAUGUUGCUGAGGCAGACGCCAACACGCUCUCCGUCGCUACUAAACAAAAGCUAAUGAACAGCGCCCAAAACGGUGACACUAACGAGCUCGCCCCGGCAGAGUUCGGGAACCCGCGUGGCGAAGGCCACUGGGCAUCCUGCAUCUCUGUUGUGGACCCCAUCAGCAAAGAGGUGACCCAGCGGAUCGAACUCGAAGAGAACGAAGCUGCCUUCAGCAUUGCGGCAGUCAGCUUCUCCAGCCAAGAUGACGAAUGGUUUCUAGUAGUCGGUACAGGAAAAGACACCUGCCUCUCUCCGCGCAAGUCUGCAAAUGGCUAUAUUCACAUCUACCGCUUCUUAAAUGACGGUAAGGAGCUAGAAUUUAUACAUAAAACAAAAGUAGACGAACCUCCUCUCGCCCUCCUAGGAUUCCAAGGCCGGCUGCUAGCGGGCAUAGGCAAAGAUUUAAAAAUCUACGAUUUAGGGAUGAAGCAACUCCUGCGCAAAGCUCAAGGCCAGGUUGCUCCGAACGUCAUCAAUGGUCUCCAGACACAGGGAUCGAGAAUCAUAGUCUCGGAUGUGCAGGAAUCGGUGACUUACGUGGUAUACAAGUACCAGGACAACCGUCUAAUCCCAUUUGCAGACGACAUGAUCCCGCGCUUCACCACGUGCACCACAAUGGUAGACUACGAGACAGUUGCUGGUGGUGACAGAUUUGGUAACUUCUGGAUCGUCCGCUGUCCACAAAAGGCCUCCGACGAAUCCGACGAAGACCCCGCCGGUGGACACCUCAUUCACGAACGAUCAUACCUCCAGGGCGCCCCCAACCGUCUAAACCUAAUGUGCCACUUCUACCCCCAGGACAUCCCAACCAGCGUUCAGAAGGCACAGUUGGUGACCGGCGGCCGCGACACACUUGUCUGGACUGGCCUCCAGGGAACAAUCGGCCUGAUGGUCCCGUUUGUCAGCCGCGAGGAUGUGGACUUUUUUCAGACACUGGAACAACACAUGAGGACCGAAGACGCGCCCAUUGCUGGAAGGGAUCACUUAAUUUAUAGGAGUUACUACGUACCCGUAAAGGGCGUUAUUGAUGGGGAUUUGUGUGAGAAUUACUCGCUCUUGUCCAGGGAUAAGAAGGCCAUGAUCGCCGCAGAGUUGGACAGGAGCGUUAGGGAGGUGGAGAGGAAGAUUGCUGAUAUGCGGAGUCGGGUUGCGUAUUAGUUUGGUGGAUCGGUUGUAUCAUCUCAAAAAAAGGAAAUUGGAAAAAACACUUGUGUAGCGAUGGAGUGUAUUCUAAGGAAAAAAAGGGGGGGGAUCCCAAAAAUUCUAGUCCUGUUCAUGAUGUGUUAGUAUUGAAUACCAUUGUUUGUUUUCUUUUCUUUU
Molecule: messenger RNA, 3771 nt
Organism: Tuber melanosporum (Perigord truffle)
Lineage: Eukaryota; Fungi; Ascomycota; Pezizomycetes; Pezizales; Tuberaceae
Exons: 5
Coding region: 1-3609 (1202 amino acids)
Biological process (GO): mRNA splicing, via spliceosome
Cellular component (GO): U2 snRNP; nucleus
Molecular function (GO): U2 snRNA binding; protein binding
Source: RefSeq, a predicted model, not a curated record